AUUGCCGAAAGGGUGCGCUCGUUUCCCAAUAAGCGGUGCUGUCAACGAUAGCAUGUAGCUGGCGGAUAUAAAAAAGAAUAAAGACAAAUUAACAUUAGAAAGGAAGUAGACAGGAUGGAGAAUGAAGAAAUGCAUCUUGUCAUCAAGACUGAACCAGAAUGGGGUUACAUAAAGGAAGAGCUCGAUUUGGAAUUUGAAAUUGAUAACAGAGAUAUUAAUGUUAAAUGUGAACAGUAUGAUGAUGUUACAAUUGAAGAAGAUAAAAAAAUUCAUAUCAAAACCGAACCCCAGUCGCCCACUUCGGAAGUGAACUUUGAAUCCGAUCUGUUGUUACCUGAAAAUCAUGGGAUUGUUCCUUACUCGAAUUUCUCUAAACCGGCUUAUAUCGAAGAAAGCACCAAAGAUGUUAAAGUCACUGUGGAACCUAAGAAAGCUAAUGAAAGUGUGGAGGUGAAAAGGAAAAAAGUGAAAACAACAAUAGAGAUGAAGAAAGAAAUCAUACGGAAGCACGAAAGUGGAGUUCGCGUCUCGGAUCUGGCUUUGCAGUUCGGCUUAGCAAAGUCAUCGAUCUCUACCAUUCUCAAGAACAAGGAAGUAAUAAAAGAUGCUAAUGUUGCCAAAGGAGUGACUGUAAUCACCAAGCAAAGAUCACAGACCUUAGAAGAAGUGGAAAAGUUGCUUCUGAUUUGGAUCAAUGAAAAGCAGUUGGCCGGCAACAGUCUUUCGAAGGCCAUCAUUUGUGAGAAAGCAAGGCUUUUGUACCAGGAUUUGCUCAAGAAAACCCCAGGUUCAAGUUUUGAGAUUGAUAGGUUUAAGGCUAGUCGAGGCUGGUUUGAAAAGUUUAAGAAGCGAAGUGGCAUACACAGUAUAGUUCACCAUGGAGAGGCUUUGAGUGCAAACAAAAAAGAUGCUGAAGACUUUGUGAAAGAAUUCUGUGCUUAUGUGGCUGCAGAGGGUUUUAUCCCCCAGCAAGUGUUUAAUUGUGGUGAAACUGGACUGUUUUGGAAGAAAAUGCCAAACAGUACAUACUUAAUGCAGGAAGUGAAGGACAGGUUAACUCUUUUGCUUUGUGGAAAUGCUAGUGGUGAUUUUAAAGUGAAACCAUUGCUCGUUUAUCAUUUGGAGAACCCUGAUGUGUUUAAGAGAAACAAUGUUGUGAAAAACAAGUUGUCUGUCAUGUGGAGGGCUAACAGUAAGGCCUGGGUGACCAGACAGUUUUUCCUGGAAUGGGUCCAUGAAGUUUUUGCUCCUAGUGUGAGAAAAUACCUUAAUGAAAAUAAUUUGCCACUGAAGUGCCUGCUUUUGUUGGACAAUGCUCCUGCUCACCCCCCAGGCAUGGAGGCUGAAUUACUUGGAGAGUGUGACUUCAUCGUCAUGAAGUUUUUGCCUCCUAAUAUUACUUCAAUUAUUCAGCCGAUGGACCAACAGAUCAUUUCUAACUUUAAAAAGUAUUACACUAAAGCACUUUUUCAAAGAUGCUUUGAGGUUACCUCUGACACAGAGUUAACUCUCUGUGACUUUUGGAAGAACCAUUUCAAUAUUUUGCUCUGCUUAGGUCUUAUUGACAAGGCCUGGCAGCAAGUUACUUGCAGGACCUUGAACUUGGCCUGGAGGAAUCUCUGGCCUGAUUGUGUUGCAGUGAGUGACUUUGAGGGAUUUGAGACAGAUACUGAUGGAGUUGUUGAUGACAUAGUGUAUCUAGGUAAAAGCAUGGGUCUGGAAGUGAACAAUGCCGACAUCGAAGAGCUGGUGAAGGAACACAGUCCUGAGUUAUCUACCGAUGAACUCGAACUCCUUCAGAAGGAGCAGCAGAAGGAAGUGCUCAAGGAGAUACCUUCGGAGGAAGAAGAGGGAAGGGAGGAUGUUCCUAUUGCUCUUAUUAACAAAAUGUGUGCAAAAUGGAGUGAAGUGCAAAGUUUUGUUGAAAGGUAUCAUCCUGAUAAUGCAGUAGCAAGUCGUGUCAUUAAUCUUUUCAAUGACAAUGCUAUGUCUCACUUCCAUAACAUUGUGAAACGUAGACAAAAUCAAAUUUCAUUAGAUAGGGUUUUAGUGAAAAAGAAGCCUAGUGAGUCUCAGGCAAAAUCUGCUAUGAAGAAGCAGGAAAUCCAGGAGGUAAGAGAAAAAACUCCUGAAGUACAGUUACUUGAUGCUGUUCUGGAGGGUGACUCACCUUCCAAGAAAUAACAUUCCUACCCUUCCAUCUCUUCUCCAACCUCCAUUUGCACAAUCAAGACUUCUCAGCACAGAUCUGUUUUAGAACAACUUUCAGGAAUGAAUUAUGUUUGAAAACAGAGGUUUGACUGUAUUACAUGAAAAAUGGUUCGUUGAUUCUGUUCACAGAUUCUUUUGCCUCUGAUUGCAAGACAUCAGCUUUAUAAAAGAAUUAAGUAUGAUUUACACUGGAUGCAAAAGUAAAGAGAGAGAACAGAGCAAAUGAGGUGAGCAAACCAAGUUGUAGUUUUGCACUUUUAUCAAUACAGUAGAACCCCUCUAGUCCGCCCUCGGCUAGUCCGUCACUCCGGUUAAUCCGACCGUGGUCGGAGUCGAGAAACUUGUCCCGACUCGUCAGUGACUCACCGUCCGUGGAGUUUUUCUAUGUUCGUUACAGUAUAUGUUUUACAUUGUGUGUACAUGUACAGUUUUGUGUGUGUUUUUAA
This is a messenger RNA of Centruroides sculpturatus (bark scorpion), 2657 nucleotides long. Its product is annotated as gastrula zinc finger protein XlCGF26.1-like. The coding region runs from base 115 to 2184 and encodes 689 amino acids. The transcript is spliced from 6 exons. Gene Ontology annotation, cellular component: nucleus. The record is from RefSeq and is a predicted model, not a curated record. Lineage: Eukaryota; Metazoa; Arthropoda; Arachnida; Scorpiones; Buthidae. Gene Ontology annotation, molecular function: DNA-binding transcription factor activity, RNA polymerase II-specific; RNA polymerase II transcription regulatory region sequence-specific DNA binding. Gene Ontology annotation, biological process: regulation of transcription by RNA polymerase II.